GCUGCCUCCUCUCUCGCCAGCAUAAAUUUCGCAACCCCACAUUUAUUUUCUUUUUUUCCAUUUUAAUACUCAUUCUACAUAUAGCAACAAUUAUAAUAAUAAUGGAGACCCCCUACUCCACCUACAUAAAGGCAGAGUUUAUCGAAACAGACACAGGCAACAAAGUCAGCCGUCGCUCACUAAUCUCGGGCUCUCAAAACAUAGUCUUGGGCGGCAAAACAAUUGUCCACCCGAAAUGCACAAUCCGCGGCGACCUCCGCCGCGCCGGCCCCACACACCAGGCAUCCGUACUCAUCGGCCGCUUCUGCUCUCUCGGCCCCUAUUCCGUCCUACGCCCGCCCCAUAAAUCCUACAAGGGUGUCUUCAGCUACUACCCGUUGAAAAUUGGAGACCACGUGGAUAUCGGCGAAAACUCCAUUAUCGAAGCUGCGUCUAUCGGUUCCUAUGUUGUUAUUGGCAAAAACUGCAUCAUCGGACGCUUUGCUAUCAUAAAGGACUGCUGCUUGAUCGAAGACGGCGCCAUUGUUGCCCCUAAUACUGUUGUUCCGCCAUUCAGUGUCGUUGCCGCCGGCCCCCCUGCAAAGGUUGUCUCGCACCUACCUGAAUCUAUACAGGAGGUUUUUGAGGCUCGGUCUAAAGACAACUAUGCUAAAUUUGUACAUGAAUAAUUGAACCUAUAUUUUGAAAACUUUAAAACUUUCAUACCACCAGAUCACUGCGCGAGGCGGUGUAUUGUAACCUUUCACCA
This is a messenger RNA of Kickxella alabastrina, 748 nucleotides long. Its product is annotated as trimeric LpxA-like protein. The transcript has a single exon. Lineage: Eukaryota; Fungi; Kickxellomycota; Kickxellomycetes; Kickxellales; Kickxellaceae. The coding region runs from base 102 to 668 and encodes 188 amino acids. The record is from RefSeq and is a predicted model, not a curated record.